Messenger RNA from Megachile rotundata (alfalfa leafcutting bee), 1794 nucleotides. RefSeq names its product organic cation transporter protein. Gene Ontology annotation, cellular component: membrane. Gene Ontology annotation, biological process: transmembrane transport. Gene Ontology annotation, molecular function: transmembrane transporter activity. The record is from RefSeq and is a predicted model, not a curated record. NCBI's taxonomy places the organism in Eukaryota, Metazoa, Arthropoda, Insecta, Hymenoptera, Megachilidae.
AUGGACAAAUUACAACAGAUUCUGAUACCCAGCUCGGAGCUUGUACCCUACGAGGGCCAUCAGCUACCUUACUCCAGGUGCUGGAUAUACGAUUUACCGGUGGAGACCGCGAAGAAGGCGAAUCGUUCCGAUACCAGUUGGCCUAUGAAGAAGUGCAGCGACUGGGAGUACAAACUCUCUGCGAAUGACGUGCCUUAUAUGUCCUAUGCGUCUGAACAGAAUUGGGUUUGCGAACAGGCGUACAAAGUAACGUUCGCCCAAAGUAUCUUCUUCGUGGGUUCGAUCUUCGGAGGCCUGAUCCUCGGAUGGUUGGCCGACAAGUAUGGUCGAGUGCCGGUGUUAGUGAUCUCGAAUUUGAUAGCCUUGAUCGGCAGCAUCAGCACGAUAUUCACGAAGAAAUUCUGGCAAUUCUGCGCGUGCAGAUUUAUCGUAGGUAUGGCGUACGACAACAUAUUCGUGAUCGCUUAUAUACUCGUUCUGGAGUACGUCGGACCGAAAUGGCGCACGUUCGCAGCUAACAUGUCCUACGGGAUAUUUUUUACCCUCGGGGCGAUAAGCGUACCUUGGAUCGCCUAUGAGAUCGCCAAUUGGAGAUUGUUCGCUAUAGUGACGGCUGCUCCGUUCGCUAUCGUGAUCAUUGCACCCUUCACUAUUCCCGAAAGCAUCAGGUGGUUGAUCAGCGUGGGGCAAAUUAAAAAGGCGACGAAAAUCAUCCGCAGAAUAGAGAAGGUAAACAAGGUAAAAAUACCCGAAGACGUCUACGAGGAGUUCAUCGACGACUGCACCAAAACCGCGGAAGCUGCGUCCACCGAAGUCCACACGUUGAUGGAUUUGUUCAAGACUAGACGACUGAGGAGGUUCAUGAUACUGCUGCUGCUCUCCUGGGGUAUCGUUCAGAUGUCCUACGACGGUCACAUCCGUAGUCUAACGACUCUAGGCGUAGACGUGUUCACAACCUUCACCAUCGCCUCGGCCACCGAGUUCCCGGCCGAGAUUCUGAUCACCUACACCCUGGACAUCCUAGGACGAAGGUGGAUGCUGUUCGGCUCGGUGUUCCUCUCGGGUCUGUUCAGCCUAAUGGCGGCCACCGUCUCCAUAGGCCUCACGUUCGCCACCCUGGCUAUAUGUGCUCGAUUCUUCAUCAACAUCGCCUGGAACAUCGAGCUGCAAUACGCCGCGGAGUUGCUGCCGACAGUGGUCCGAGGCGAAGGAAUUGCUUUCAUACACGUGAUGGGGUACGUCACCUCCAUUCUGGGUCCUGUUAUCGCCUUCUCCAGCAGGAUAAUGUACAAUUUGCCGAUGAUCAUUCUGGGAGUCUCUUGCAUUUUCGCCGCGGCGUUGUGUCUGUUCCUACCGGAAACGCUGAUGGAGCAGCUGCCGCAGACUAUUAUGGAUGGCGAAUUUUUCGGCAUCGACCAAUCGUUCUGGGACACACCGUUCACGAAGAAGAAACAUUUGGAACCCGUAGGACAUCACAUGCACGCGAAACGUCCGUUCUUCCGACCUGAACCCAUGCGCAGCAGCAUGGUUUCCGGUUACUUGGGCAACAGAAAGCGACUCGCCGCUGUAAAAGCACGGGCGAGCCAGAUACACCUUCCGUCGGGUCAAGGCAAACAGAAUAAGAACGAAGGAAAUCGAAAGAAAUCUGAGAAUGGCUCGUCACUCGACACGACUAAUGGACCCAUAAUGACCGUGGUGCCAGGAACACCCAUAGUCGUCAUCCACCCGGAACAUGGGGAACCUUCAAGACAUUUCGUGGGUCAAUCGGGACCCAUGAAACACUGUAUUGUGUAA